Anneissia japonica is the source of this 1203-nucleotide messenger RNA. Its product is annotated as protein ALP1-like. Lineage: Eukaryota; Metazoa; Echinodermata; Crinoidea; Comatulida; Comatulidae. The coding region runs from base 1 to 1203 and encodes 400 amino acids. The transcript has 3 exons. The record is from RefSeq and is a predicted model, not a curated record.
AUGGUAAUUUUACAAGUUGAACGUGUAGCUAUGCUACUAGCCACCAUUAUGGCUACAAUGAUGCAAUGUUAUGUGGAUGGAUUUACUGUCCAAUCCAACUUUGAUUUCGCCGUGAACAUGAGGAGGCGAAGAAGAGCGCGACGACAGCGGGUACUUGCUGCAGCAUUAGCUGCUGUCAGGCCUGGGCAUGGGGAGCGUCGCCUCCGACGACAGCCUGUUGACGACCCUAGGCAAAUGCGGCCUCGAUCUCUCGUGUGGUGGGAAGAAACUGCACUACACGCCGAUGCAAGGUUUUGGAAAGAGAAUUUUCGAAUGACAAGGCAAUCAUUUCAGCUUCUUUGCAAUACCCUUAGCCCCAGUCUGCAACGGGAAUCAUCAAAUGGGCUAGCUGUUGAAAAAGUGGUGGCCAUUGCUCUGUAUAGGCUGUCUACACCAUGUGAUCUACGCACUAUAGGCAACCUGUUUGGAGUGGGCAGAUCAACUGUGUGCGAGAUUGUUCAAGAAGUGUGUAAAGCAGUUGUUUCAUUAAUGCUUGAACAAUACAUUGUGUGGCCUGCUGAUGACCGUUUGCGGCAAACCAUUGACUGUUUUGAGGGAAAAUAUGGUUUUCCGCAGUGUGCUGGUGCUGUUGAUGGUACUCAUAUACCAAUAAUUGCGCCAAAGAAUAACCCAGCGGAUUAUCAUAAUCGCAAAGGCCAACAUUCCAUCAUUCUUCAAGCUGUCGUCGAUGACAAAUUAAGAUUUACUGAUAUUAAUGUUGGAUGGCCUGGACGAGUCCAUGAUGCCCGGUGGAACAGGGAAAUAAAUGGAGUUUUGAUGCCUAUCGUGAUACUGGGGGAUCCGGCAUAUCCAUUGCUGCCAUGGUUAAUGAAGGGCUUUUCAGAAGGUGUAAAUUUCGAUGAUCCGAAAAGAAACUUCAACUACAGGCUUAGCCGAGCCAGGAUGGUUGUGGAACGUGGUUUUGGACAAUUAAAGGGACGGUGGCGAAUACUGAUGCGGAGAAAUGACUCGGCCUUGUUGAAAGUUCCUCAGAUGGUGUCGGCAUGCUGUGUUCUUCACAAUUUCUGCCUGGAGCAGAACGAAGGAUAUGACGAUCGUUGGGAUGCCCCCGAUAAUAACCAGCCCAUUAACGUCCCGCUUAAUGAUCAGGAUGUUGGGUCUGGGGUGGACAUAAGGAAUGCCUUACUUAGAUAUUUCAGCUAA